AUGAGGUCCUCCAACUUGAUCCCCUAUAUUUUGCACCACCACUUUCGCCGACCUCCCAAGCCGUCCCGUCCUCCAGCCGUCAACUUUCACCACCAACCUCCCCUCCGCAGACACGUCAAACUAGGCCUCCGCUUUCCCAUUUGUCCAGCCCUUCUCGACCUCUUUGGCAUCUUUUGCCACCUGACUACCUUUAUCAUUCUUUUCAUUUGUUCCCCACUUUCUAUCCAAUAUCCCUUCCAAUGUCCCCAAAUAGAAGGGGAAAUUCAUUUUGUUCGACCUGAUAUUCCUUCCCAUGGGUCUCGACCCCUUGGCUCGAGGCCCUACCUUAUGAGACCCAAAAUCCUCCCCGCAAUCCUUUAUUCGACUGACGCUUCGCCUCUUAGAAUGCAAACCUAG
Striga asiatica is the source of this 396-nucleotide messenger RNA. NCBI's taxonomy places the organism in Eukaryota, Viridiplantae, Streptophyta, Magnoliopsida, Lamiales, Orobanchaceae. The record is from the annotation of a GenBank genome assembly.